AUGGGUUUCUCGAGUGCGAGUAACGACUCGCCGCGAUCCUCAAUGUCGCGCCUCUCGGAUGAGUCGCCUUUGUCGCCAGAUAGUUUCUUGGGUCAUUAUCCUUGGCCAAGUACCAGCACUGUCGCUCACAAGCACUAUGAAUCGCGUCACAUUUUGAGCGAUGCGGAUAAGAAGAAGCAAAUUGAAGCUUUCUAUCGGGAUCUCAUCUGGUCAGAUCCUUCAAUAGCAAAGGAUGCUCUCAGAACGCAGCAGGGACCUCGAGCCCCUAAGACCUGUGAAUGGAUCAUGGGGGUGCAGGAAGUCAAGAACUGGCUGAAACCAGAGACGGAGAACCAGCAUGUCUUGUGGCUUUCCGGCAACCACGGAAGAGGAAAAUCGACCAUGGCUGUCUAUCUCGCUGAGAAGCUCACCAACGACUUCGCCACUGAUCCCGCCAACACAUGCGCCUACUUCUUCUGUGGCUCCAAAGAUGUACUAAGGAACAGCGCCCAGGGAGUUCUUCGAGGACUACUCUCACAGAUCUUUCAAAACCACCCACAUCUUCUCAGCGACAGGAUCCGCAGAAGACACGCUUACCGCGGUGCUCGUGUUUUUGAAAAGGCUCAAGCGCUCUGGAACCUGCUGGUAGAAGUCGCUUUCAGAUCUGACCGUCAUAUCUUUUGCGUAAUUGAUGGACUGGACGAGUGCGACGCUGACUCCCGGACUAUUCUUUUGGAGCUCAUUGAGGAGACUUUCCAUGGAGAAAAGCCAGUAAAGAACCUCAGUCUCGUCAUUACGAGUAGACCAAGUUCAAAGAUCUACGAGUAUUUGGGCGAGUUUACCCACAGAGACCUCGAUUCAUUUUCACAGUCAAAAAACGACGUUGAGGUCUUCAUUAACCAGCGUGUUCGACAUAUUGCAAGCAAGCGGGGUUGGUCAGGCACAAGCACUACUCAAGUGAAGCGUGUCUUCCAAGCGAAAUCCGAGUACAACUACCACUGGGUUCGUUAUGCCAGCGAAAGCAUCUGCAAGCUUCGUUCCGCAGAGGAUGCCAUCAAGUUUCUCAAAGGGCUGCCCAACGGCUCUGAAUAUCCCACCAACAGCAUAUCACUGAACCAGAAACGAGAAAACGUCGAGCAUCUGGGGUUUGGCAACACCGACGAGGAUCGAGAAAAGCACCAUGCCCGCCUCAAGUCGCCACUCGUCAGUGCGAUACUAACCGGGAGAGUCGAGAUGCUGGCAUUUCUUCUCAAGAAGGGCGAGUCGAUAACACCAUACACGAUCCGCGCUGCAGCGAAAUGGGGAUGCGUCGGAAUGCUCGAGACAAUCAUGACGUUGCGACAGGAUGAGAUCUCGCGUGAUCAAGACCUUUCUUGCGCCGCGGCUGAGUGUGCGACCGUUGAGAUGAUGAAUCUCAUUUUCAGACACCGAGAGUUCCGAUGGAGUGACGCUGCCAUGACCGGAGCCACAAGAAAUGAGAGGUACGGACUGGACAUACUCAGGCUGUUGCUCAAGCUGCACGGCAAUGACAUUGAACUCGAUGAAUGGAUGAUGGGCAACAUUGCCAGCGCCUGUCACCCAAAGACCAUGGACUACCUCCUCACCGAGCACGGACGUCGCAUUCAAAUCACCACAGCCGUAGCUGAGCGAGCUAUCGAGAACCGCCAUGGACCAGCUAUGCUUAGAGUCCUUCUCAAGCACCGGGCACAUGAGGGUUUCGUCGACGAAGAACUCAUGAUCCUUGCAUUGGCCAAUACCCGCAGCCGACCAGACUUCAUGGCCAUAUUCCUCGAAAUGCCACGAUCUCAGGUUCUGUUUACGAAAGAAGUCGUGCUAGCAGCGAUCGCGUCGCCAGAGAAAGACUCAGAUGACUGGGCUCCCGAAGUUCUCGAAAUGCUUCUCAAGAACCGUGCUGACGACGUCGAUAUUGAUGAAGAGAUCGCUAUCGAGGUGCUGUGGGAGCUUGGAUAUCCUGGUCUACAGGUCAUCUUUGAACACAAAAGUGAUAGCGUUCGAGUGACACAAAGCCUUCUCGAUGCUGCAGCAGGCGUGUGUUCAGCUAAGGAAUUUCCUCGCCUGGUGGAGAGAGCCGAGGACGACUUUAAGAUUACCCAAGAUAUGCUCAUCAACACGACUCUGAACGUGCGACACGGCGAUAGACUGUUGCCCGUGAUGCAGAGAUAUCUAAAGGGGACCCUGAGCAUCGGCCAAGACGCUGUCGAAGCGUUUCUCAAGGCUGGACAAAAUGGGUUCAAGAGCUUGCUCGUUCUUUUACUCAGAGACCGUGGCUGCAGAGCCAACCUUACCAGAGGUGCUCUGCGCUCAUGGAUCCGCGACGAACAAGUUUACCGUGGUAGUCUAGCAUUUCUCUUCGUUGCACUUCAUUCCGGAUGGUGCAAGCUGUCCGAUGAAGUGACUGGCUCCAGAUGUGAGAGACUGGAAACUCUUAUCAAGCAUUAUGCCGAAUUAGAUGAUGUGAGGCAGACUUUUGCCGAGGCGAUGGAGCGUUCCAAGAAGGAGAUGCGCGGGCGUUGA
Molecule: messenger RNA, 2514 nt
Organism: Fusarium pseudograminearum CS3096
Lineage: Eukaryota; Fungi; Ascomycota; Sordariomycetes; Hypocreales; Nectriaceae
Exons: 2
Coding region: 1-2514 (837 amino acids)
Source: RefSeq, a predicted model, not a curated record